This is a messenger RNA of Phaeoacremonium minimum UCRPA7, 813 nucleotides long. Its product is annotated as putative alpha-ketoglutarate dependent xanthine dioxygenase protein. The transcript has 2 exons. The record is from RefSeq and is a predicted model, not a curated record. NCBI's taxonomy places the organism in Eukaryota, Fungi, Ascomycota, Sordariomycetes, Togniniales, Togniniaceae. The coding region runs from base 1 to 813 and encodes 270 amino acids. Gene Ontology annotation, molecular function: oxidoreductase activity.
AUGCUCAGUCCCCAACAACAAUACCGACUAACGUCUAGCUUUGAUCCUGACGAGACUACCGGUGGCUUUGCACAUGGUGCAGACCCGUUCCUGACAUCGCACAAUGGAAUUAAGAUCUAUGGUAUCCCAAAGAGGCCUGCCAUUCCUGUACAGCCUCAAGUCCACAUUCUUGGUCGGGGACCACUUCCUCAAGAGCAUUAUGGCUUCCCGCCAGAUUUUGAGGUCCAGGGUAUUGACCACGAAGAUUUCCACCUUCCACCUCACAUCCCUUCUGAGGAGCGGGAAAGCGGCGCGAGCAGAUUCUACCAGUGGCACUUUGAUGGCUCGCUAUACAGCAUUCCGCCUCCGCGCGUGGGUUGCCUUCUCGCAGUGCGGACGCCAAAGGGCCCCGAUGUCACAGUGAGGUGGGACGAUGGCACUGGUACGGAAAUGAAGAUAGCUCCUGGUUCUACCGCCAUGGUAGCCGGCUCCCGAGCUCUCGAAUUGUUGGACGAUGAGACCAGAAACAUAGUCAUGCACAGCCGAAUCGAGUAUGCACCACACGCUUUCGUUUGGAUGUCAACUGCACACAGUACACGCCUUGGUCAUCUCCUAGAGACCGAAGGCCUCGAGAAGCCUUUGGAUAAGCUCCCGCCGUGGGAAAAGGACAAAGUCUGUAUUUAUCCCAUGGUCUGGACGAAUCCCAAAACGGGCGAAAAGUCGUUGCAGGUUCAUGGCCAGGGUGCAUUCAAGCUCUACCUGAAGGAUAGCCCGGAUGGCAAGGAAAAGGUAGUGGAUGAUCUCAAGGAGGUGCGAGCGUUCAUGAAUAAGUGA